AUGGAACAAACAACAUUCACAAUGGGAGGGGCUGACCAGGCCCGGUUUGAGCUUGCUGAGGAUGAUGCCAGAAGCGAUACUGUGGCCGAUUCUACUCCUCACCCACCCUCAGAUGCCCAUCUUUCUUCUUCCAAGUCUCCCUCUCAUCCUCCAUCUACAACCACAGAACCAUCCAACAUGCCUUCCCAUACAGCAGCAAAGAAGAAAGGCACCGCAUCUGCGGUGAAAAAGAAUACCAAGCGAACAAAAAACAGUGGUGGCCCAAGAGCUGCCAAAAAGUCCAAGUCCACGCCUUCAUCAGGCUCUGGCCAAGCCCCUUCCGAAGCGGCAUCCGAGGAGUCAGACAAUGGUCCAUAUUGUCUCUGCCGCGGCCCAGAUGACCACCGUUGGAUGAUUUUUUGCGAACACUGCGAGGAUUGGUUUCACGGAGAAUGCAUCAACAUGAGUAAGGACAUUGGCGAGUCUCUGAUCGAGAAGUUUAUCUGCCCGAAUUGCACCACCGACGAUCUCAUGACAUUAUACAAAAAGACUUGCGCCCUGAGUGGCUGCCGGCGAGCAGCUCGAGUAGCACAGGAGGAGCAGAGCGUCUUUUGUUCGAACGAGCAUGCCCAGACCUGGUGGGAGCGGAUGGUGGCCAAGUUGCCCAAAACAAAAGGCAAAGGGGGCAUCAAUGAUCAGCUUGUCCAGGAGGAGUUUAUGGCAUUGUUGAGCAGUGGUCUUUCCGGCGUGGAUGAAGAAGGACUCUGGCGGUUGAUCAAGACCCCGUUCUCGGAUGAAACGCCAAAAGAAGAAGACAAGAAGGAGCAAGAUAACGAAGAGGAUGCAUCGAAGCAUUUGUCCGAAGAAGAGAAGGAGUUUCUGGAAAACGCUGCCGCAGCGCGGUUUCACCUUGCCGAAGAGACACUCCUCUGCCACAAGAUGCUCACUCUCCUUGAUCUCGCGCACAGUCGACGCCAGGCAGCCAUCAGUGCGGGACACUUCAAGGAAGACAUCUGUGGCUAUGACCAGCGUCUCGACACCAUCAGCGCUCGGGAUGCAUUUGCGGCCUUUGCCAAAUCACCUGAAGGCGAGGCCAUCUUCAAGGCAUCCAAGCUGGGCGAUCCCCUAGGCGAGGACGACGAUGUGAGGGGCAUGUGCGAGAGGAAGCGAUGCAAGAUUCACAGCGGGUGGUAUAAGAUGCUGUCUUUAGGAAUCAAAUACCAGAUUCGCGAGUUGGCAAGCCAGGCCGGUGAGGUUGGAGAGGAGGAGAAGGUUGUUCGCCAGGCUGCAAAGGAGCGAUGGAGGAGGAAGCGGUCCGAGAAGAACUGGGUCCAGGUGCUAGAUGGAUAG
Molecule: messenger RNA, 1329 nt
Organism: Fusarium falciforme
Lineage: Eukaryota; Fungi; Ascomycota; Sordariomycetes; Hypocreales; Nectriaceae
Product: PHD-type domain-containing protein
Exons: 2
Coding region: 1-1329 (442 amino acids)
Biological process (GO): positive regulation of DNA-templated transcription
Cellular component (GO): Set1C/COMPASS complex
Source: RefSeq, a predicted model, not a curated record